ACUCUCAUCAAAGCUGCGUUCACUUUCUCUCCAAGCCUCGAGGCUCCUGCCUCCAUCGCUUUCAUCGCGCGGCGUGGCGAGAACAGGCAUUUCCUCCUCGGCCGCGCUCAGUGUCUCAGCGGCCGCCGCCGAGUUGACAGCCGUGCGUGCUAGUUGACGCGAGCGACAGUUGAACAUCUGCGCCUGCGCUCCCGUCCAGUCUGCCAGGCAGGUGUGCGAACCAGCGUGGGACGAGCGGCCGUGUACUAGACCGCACCAUGGUGUCGCAGAGCGAGAGCGGUGCUGUGCAAGGGGACGACGACGGAAUGCUGCCUAACCGCGUCGCGGACGCGCUAGCGGGGCAGGUGGUGCUGGUGACGGGCGCCACCGGUUUCAUGGGCAAGGUAUUGCUGGAGAAGAUGCUGCGCAGCUGCCCUGGCGUGACCACUGUGUACCUGCUGGUCCGCGAUAAGAAGGGCGUGUCGGCUUCGCAGCGCGUGCUGGACCUGUUCACCUGCCCGAUCUUCGACAAGGUGAAGCAGCAGAACCCGGAGGUGACCAAGAAGGUGGUUGGCAUCCCCGGAGACGUGUCCUGCCCAGACUUGGGCUUGAGCGAGAAGGACAGGGCUCUCCUCUGCGACAACGUGUCCAUAGUGUACCACGCAGCAGCCACCAUCCGGUUUGACGAGGCUCUCAAGACAGCGGUGCUGCUGAACACGCGCGGCACCAAACUGAUCCUCGAGCUGGCCAAAGAAAUGAAGAAGUUGAAGGCUUUCGUGCACUUGUCGACAUCCUACUGCCACCUUCACGAGAAGGUCCUCUACGAGAAGACAUAUCCUCCGCCUGCGGACCCUCACGAGAUCAUCGAGUGCAUGGAGACCAUGGACGAUGCUGCAGCUUGUAAAGUUACCAAAAAGAUCCUCGGUGAAAUUCCAAACUCUUAUGCAUUCACAAAAGCUCUGUCCGAAGCACUAGUAGCCGAGCAGAUUGAGAAAAUGCCAGUUAUAAUUCUCAGACCUUCAAUAGUGAUACCGGUGUGGAGAGAGCCGCUGCCGGGCUGGACGGACAACAUCAACGGCCCCACUGGUCUGCUGAUCGGCGCCGGGAAAGGCGUGAUCCGCACCAUGCACUGCAACCAAGAAGGUUACGCCGACUACCUCCCCGUCGACAUCGCAGUCAACGGCGUCCUCGUUUCAACAUGGGACUUCCUUUACAACAAGUCGGAUCGGCGCGUGUACCACCUGACAUCGAGCGCUGAGAUCCAGAUUUCGUGGGCGGAGAUCAUCGAGCGAGGGCGGCGCAUCACGCAGCGCGUGCCGCUCAACAAUGUGGUGUGGUACCCGGGCGGCUCCAUGAAGAAGAGCCGGCUCGCACACCUCAUCUGCGUCUUCUUCUUCCACUUCCUGCCUGCCAUCUUCAUCGACACGCUCAUCUUCCUUUCCGGCCACAAGCCCAUCAUGCUCCGCGUCCAGCGGCGCAUCAACAAAGGCUUCGAAGUGUUCGAGUACUACGCCAACAACCAGUGGGACUUCAACAGCGACAACGCGCAGGUGGUGAGGAAGCUCAUGAACGACAGAGAGAGACGGGAGUUCAAGAUCGACAAGGAGGGGCUGGACAUCGACUCCUACUUCGAGGACUGCAUCCGGGCGGCGAGACUGUACAUCUUGAAAGAAAUGCCUGAGACACUGCCCGCGGCGCGGAGGCACAUGGCCAUCAUGUACUGGGUGGAUGUUGUUACAAAAACGGUGUUCUACGGUCUUCUUCUGUGGUAUCUCUACUCAUGGACUUUAAAUUUGACUUCUUUUAUCAAAAGAAACCAAGGUGAAUUAGGUCAUUUAGUAUAACUGUUAUUUUCAAAACAGUAUAAAUAAAACUUUUAUGCAUUUAAUUGUUAUAUUUUUAUCGUUUUGUUUAUGGCUGUGUUUGAAACUGUUUGUUAAUAUUGCUAACAACACAUUGCUCAGACACAUUUUUACUUUACAAAAAAUAUAUAUUUUAAAACUUUUUUGGUUCAUUUCAAUUUAAAUUUUUUUAUCAUUUCAAAACGAAUGAUCCAGUGUUGUUAUAUUUGUAUGUAUAUUCAUUGCAAGUAGUUUAAUAAAAAAAAAUUGAAACUCUUUCA
This is a messenger RNA of Bacillus rossius redtenbacheri, 2101 nucleotides long. RefSeq names its product putative fatty acyl-CoA reductase CG5065. Gene Ontology annotation, biological process: long-chain fatty-acyl-CoA metabolic process. The record is from RefSeq and is a predicted model, not a curated record. Gene Ontology annotation, cellular component: peroxisome. The coding region runs from base 258 to 1823 and encodes 521 amino acids. Lineage: Eukaryota; Metazoa; Arthropoda; Insecta; Phasmatodea; Bacillidae. The transcript is spliced from 9 exons. Gene Ontology annotation, molecular function: alcohol-forming very long-chain fatty acyl-CoA reductase (NADP+) activity.